UAGGAGUUGAGUUGGGCUGUGAGGAAGGAGGGAAGGACAGGUGGAAAGGUGGCUUGAUGUGAAGAAAAAUAGGUAGGUAUCUUGAGGAAAGACCUGUCUGUCUGUUACUUCGCUUGAGCUGGGUAGGGGAGGUAGUCACCUGCCCACGCCUCACCGUGUCUGGUCUGGUCUGGUCUCGUCUCAGCCUUACGUAUCUGCUGUUCUCUCUUUGAUCAGUUCGUCUACUAUUUAAUACAAAUAGUCCUCGAUUGUUUCAUUGUUUCAUCUUUCCUAGUCUCUUUCUUCACCUAGAGAAUCCUAAGUCCUCAUCUCUUACCUAUACUUAAAUACCUGCACACCUCCUACAUACUUAUAUGCCUACUUGGUAUCCUGAAUUUGGUAUCCUAAGCACGAAAAUACCCCUUCAACAAUCGAUUCAACGAUAAUCCACCACCAUGCCUUCCAAGACCACCGCCACCGACGUCAAAACCGACGCCGCCCCUGAACCCCUAUCCAUCGGCCCAGCCAUCAACCUCGCCAUCCGCCCUUUACACACCAAACUCAACAAGCUCGUCACCAACCGUCUGCGUCUCGCGCUUCCCCCCAAAGCCAACAGCUGCCAUAACUACUUCCAGGGACUCCUGCACAUCGCCCCCAUAUACCUUACCUUUGAGUCGCUGUGGAGCGAUCUGCUUGAUGCGGGCCCUACUACCUCUACCCCCUCUAACACCCCAGACUCUACCUCUACCUCUACCUCAAACGGUAGCUCUGGCCUUACUCCUAAGGGGAAACCCGACUCCAACCCCAACCUGCCCCCCCGCAUCCACGCCCUCCUAACCUCCAUCCACAUCCCCUCUCUCCAGCGCUCCGCCCCCCUGCGCCGCGACCUAGCCGCCCUGACCGGCUGGCCCGCCGACCGCGUGUCGCGGCAGCUGGACGAGAUCACCAGCACCGCCGCCGCCACCGCCGCCAACACAACCGGCAGCAGUGGUGGUAGCAGCAGCAGCAGCAGCAAAGGCGCCCGCUCUGGUGGAGGAGACCAGCCAGUCCUCACGGAGUUCCUGACGCACAUCGCGAACGCGGUCGCCGCGCGGCCGCACGUGCUGGUCGCGUACGCGUGGGUGCUGUACAUGGCGCUUUUCGCGGGGGGCAAGUUCAUCAGAGGGAGUCUGGAGAGGGCUGAUGCCAAGGUGGGAGAAGAGCGGGGGGGCGGGGGGUUUUGGACGCCGUUGUGGGGGGAGGAUGAGGAUGAGGAUGACGAAGAGAGCGAGGGGGUAAAAACGGAGGAGGGAAAGGGAGAGAUGGAGGACGGUGGGAAGCAGAGCGAAGAACCGCUCUCCUUCUUCCGCUUCGACACCCCGCGGGACGGCGAGGACGCCAAGGAGCUGUUUAAGGCGAGGCUUGCGCGGGCGACUGCGGGAGACCCUAAUCCCAAUAACCCCAAUAACCCCAACAACCCCAACACUGCCAAUGUCCUAACCCCCGCCGAACACGCAGAAAUCCUCGCCGAGUCCCGGACGAUCUUCGACUUCCUCGUCCGCGUCGUCGGCGAGCUCGACGAGAUCUGCGGCACGGAGUAGGAGCUUCUGGGUGCGGCGGAUGUAGAUGCGGCGAGACGGCACCUGCUGCGCAGUCGUGACAGCGUGGUGGUUGAGCGGGAGAAGAGGAAGAGGAUUGCUAGGACGGUGGGGAGGAGGGUUGCGAGGGG
This is a messenger RNA of Hypoxylon fragiforme, 1687 nucleotides long. RefSeq names its product heme oxygenase-like protein. The transcript has a single exon. Bases 435 to 1559 code for a protein of 374 amino acids. NCBI's taxonomy places the organism in Eukaryota, Fungi, Ascomycota, Sordariomycetes, Xylariales, Hypoxylaceae. The record is from RefSeq and is a predicted model, not a curated record. Gene Ontology annotation, biological process: heme oxidation. Gene Ontology annotation, molecular function: heme oxygenase (decyclizing) activity.